UGGCCGCUAAUGCACGGACGCAGAAAAAUCUUUUCACACUUGCAAAGAGACGCAUGCGCGUAGAGGGAACCAACUGGCUUGUGUCAAGUCGAGGCAGACGGAUGUGAUCGAGCCAAAAAUCACCUGUAUUCUGGCAUUCAUGGUGACACAUCCAUGGGCUCAGAGCGGGUGGAAAUGCGUAAGAGACAGAUGCAGGUUCAUCAGGAAGCAGCUGCCAGUGUCCUCCAAGCGCGCCACAGCAUGGGAAACACCCCCACCAACGCCUCAAACGCCUGCUGCUUCUGCUGGUGCUGCUGCUGUAGCUGCUCCUGUUUGACUGUUAGGAGUGAAGAUGAAACAAUACAGAGGACCACGUUUGAGCGCAGGAUGGAGGGAACCAAUAAUUGCGAAGAAAGCCUGAAGCCCACUCUGGAAGACGCUCGCUGCUGGUCAAUUUCAUUUGAAAAGGUGAUGAAAAGUGCAGCCGGGCGAAGCUGCUUCAGGCAGUUCCUGAGGACAGAGUUCAGCGAGGAGAACAUGAUGUUUUGGCUCGCGUGUGAGGAGCUCAAGAAGGAGACCAACAAGACUGUGGUGGAGGAGAAAGUCCGUCAAAUCUACGAGGACUUCAUCUCCAUCCUCUCCCCUAAAGAGGUCAGUUUGGACUCGCGCGUCCGAGAGGUGAUAAACCGCAAUAUGCUCGAGCCGACUUCGCAAACGUUCGACGACGCUCAGCAGCAGAUCUACACGUUGAUGCAGAGAGACUCGUACCCUCGCUUCAUCAACUCGUCCGCGUACACGGAUCUGCUCAAGAGCCUGGAGGAGCCUCCCCCCGAGGCGUAGACUCCCCACUGCCACACAAGUUAGCUUUCUGGCACACGCAACCCCGCCCCCCCCACCCGAAGGAGUUGCGCGCUCAUGUCGGAGUACUGCUAUUUAGAGAAAGACAGACAGGAAAAUGAACACUACUUAAAACCGGUCUUUAUCCAGCUGUAACUGCUGUUUAUUUACCCAUGAUUAGCUUACCAAAACCCUCGGAGCAAACAAGAACAAAUGCUAAGUUCAGCAUCAGUUCAGAAACAUAUCUAUAUUUUUAUAUAUUCCCUAGCGCUUGACAUUGCACUUUUCUACCUUGUUUAAUGAGGGAACGCAUGUUAUCUGUGAGCACUGCAUUUGUAUUUAGGUAUAUCGUGAGCCUUAAUGCAUAUCCAGUUCUUGUAGAAACUCGUAGGUUUUAUUUAACGGUAACUUAAGAAGAAGGAAAGUGCCUUGGUAAAUAAGAUCUUCUACACGAGCACCUUUGGUCUAACAUGAACGGUGCGACUUCACAUGUUGGUGCUUUCAGCUCUUCUCAAAGACAAAAGUUUUUACAAUUCGACGAGCUGAUACCCGGAUAUAGAUCUUGUCUGUGCGUUUCAAUACUGUGAUAUUUAGUCAUAUAUUUAAUUUGAACAAAACAGGGAAAGAUAAAAAUGAACACAUGACCAUGACCACUGAUAUAUUUGUGUAUUUAAAAAAUUUUAAUUUGUGUUAAAUAGUUAUUUGAAUUCUCACAAAUUAAAUAAAGCACAAUCAUAUGUUGUUUUCGCUGUCCUGUGUGAACGUUCACAGACUAAUUUACACUCUCUUAAGCCAAUAUUCAUUAUUAGGUGCUUUGAGCGUGGAUUGCAUAUAAAGCUGCCUAUGUGCGGUUUGCACAAGCUUUACAUUGAGAAAUAAUUGACUUUAAAAAAAUCUUUUAUAAAUUCACCGUUCCAUGUGAAGAACACUAGGUGUGUGAGGUGUUGUGAAAGUCCUAGUUUUUGUUCUUAAGCUGGUUGUUUCAUCUGUAAGCAAAUUGAAAGCCCUAUUAUUAUAUUUACAUUAAUGUAAAAUGGAAAAAAAAAAAAAAACUAACAAGAAAUACUUAAAUUUUAAGAAGCUGGAAGCAACAGAUAUUUGGCAACUUGGCUUCAUAAAAUGCAUUAAUUAAAUUAUUUUCUUGAUUAGCUACUAAACUUAGCACCACUACACGUUAACUAUAUUAAUGGGGGAAAAAAACAUUUAACAGGCCAUUUAUUGUGAGACAGCAGGUAUUAAACCAUAAUGUGCAGCCCUAGUUAUUUUCGAAACAUACAUUUCCUGUGAGAAAUGGCUCGUCUCAAUGGCAAAUAGCUUUACAAUCAAGCAACUAAUGUUACUCUACUGUAACACUGAGGGUUGUGUGUGGCUCCAGGUCAGGAUGCAGCAUCCUUUUUUUUUUUUUUUUUUAA
Molecule: messenger RNA, 2228 nt
Organism: Mugil cephalus (flathead mullet)
Lineage: Eukaryota; Metazoa; Chordata; Actinopteri; Mugiliformes; Mugilidae
Product: regulator of G-protein signaling 20
Exons: 5
Coding region: 154-819 (221 amino acids)
Source: RefSeq, a predicted model, not a curated record